Molecule: messenger RNA, 1397 nt
Organism: Chaetura pelagica (chimney swift)
Lineage: Eukaryota; Metazoa; Chordata; Aves; Apodiformes; Apodidae
Gene: DLX5
Product: distal-less homeobox 5
Exons: 4
Coding region: 1-1041 (346 amino acids)
Biological process (GO): cell differentiation; regulation of transcription by RNA polymerase II; anatomical structure formation involved in morphogenesis
Molecular function (GO): DNA-binding transcription factor activity, RNA polymerase II-specific; RNA polymerase II cis-regulatory region sequence-specific DNA binding
Source: RefSeq, a predicted model, not a curated record
AUGAAAGAUAACCUGCCCAGAGACGCAGAACUACAAAGAAUUCUGUCACUCUGCAACACAUCUGCCCUUCGGAGGAGCGUGCCAGGCACCCCGCACACGCACCAGCAGCGGCCACGCCAGUGGCGACCACCAGAGAACGAGCCCACAGGCAUUUUCUGCCCCCCUUUCCGCCACACACCCUCACACAACGCCGAGCCCUGCGAGCUGCUGCUGCGGCGGGGACGGGCAUCACCGUGGCUUUACCCCGGCCCGGCCUCUGCGCAAACGGGCGCGGAAAGCCGGGUGCUGGUGGAGGAGGGUGCUGCUGGUCAGGGUGCUGCGGGAGGGGGAGAGACACUCCUGCACAGCACCAGCCGCUUCUGGGGGGCUGUCACCCGGGAAAUAGGCUCUUACAACGGCCUCCGAGUGGAGAAGCCCCGCAGAGACCUCCCAGUGUUCCUGUCCACGCGUGAGGGUGAUUUGAGCUCCCCUCGUGAUGGGCAUCUGACCUGGGCCGGAGCGGGACCCGAUUAUGAGCAUCCCCACGGGGCGGUGAGGGGCUGCCACGCGUGGGGCCGAGGGGCCACGGGCCCACCCAGAUGGGUGAAAAUUUGGUUUCAGAAUAAAAGAUCCAAGAUCAAGAAGAUCAUGAAGAACGGGGAGAUGCCUCCAGAGCACAGCCCCAGCUCCAGCGAUCCCAUGGCCUGCAACUCUCCACAGUCGCCCGCAGUGAAAAUUUGGUUUCAGAAUAAAAGAUCCAAGAUCAAGAAGAUCAUGAAGAACGGGGAGAUGCCUCCAGAGCACAGCCCCAGCUCCAGCGAUCCCAUGGCCUGCAACUCUCCACAGUCGCCCGCAGUUUGGGAACCUCAGGGCUCAUCCCGCUCCCUCAGCCACCAUGCCCACGCACAUGCUCACCCUCCAAACUCCAACCCGUCCCCUGCAUCCAGCUACCUGGAAGGCUCCAGUUCCUGGUACCCUGCUGCCAACUCCAUCAACUCCCACCUCCAACCCCACAGCUCCCUACAGCACCCGUUAGCGCUGGCCUCUGGGACAAUUUAUUAGAGUCUGACCCUUUUUUUUUUUUUUUUUUUUUUUCCCUUGGACUCCCGUGUUUUGCUGUUAAGGAAUAAUAACAAAAAGAAUGCAUAUGGGGAAUUUUUAAAAGGGAAAACAAAACAAAACAAAAAGAUUAAAAUGUGUAAAGCUUGUGCAUGUAACUUAUUGCAUUUCAAAGGAAACCCUUUUUUAUACAAUACGGACAUUUUUUGGCUCAGCUGUGGACACUAUCAAUGGUGCCUUGAAAUCUAUGACCUCAACUUUUCCAGAGACUUUUUUUCAAUGUUAUUUUAACCCUGUAAAUAAUUGUAGAUAGAGGAAUUAAACUGUAUAUUCUGAAUCAAAUAAAAUUAUUUCGACCA